Ilyonectria robusta is the source of this 331-nucleotide messenger RNA. RefSeq lists its product as uncharacterized. NCBI's taxonomy places the organism in Eukaryota, Fungi, Ascomycota, Sordariomycetes, Hypocreales, Nectriaceae. The transcript has a single exon. The record is from RefSeq and is a predicted model, not a curated record. Bases 54 to 257 code for a protein of 67 amino acids.
GUUUACGUGGCGCAGCCAGCUCGCACGGACCGUUUGGUGACCCGAGCUUAUCAAUGUGGACGCGGAAGAGGGCACGGAAGAAAGAACCUUUCGGAACAAGUUCCUCAAGGCAUACUUCUGCGCACGGACCUUUUGAAGCUGGCACACAGGAGACCGGCCCCCUACGGGACCCGCCAAUGCCUUUCGGAACAAGCCUGAGAAGCAAGGCACUUGCCUUGUGUGAAAGAAAGGGCCUGGCACAAGCACUUGUCUUGUGAAGCCUAGUAUGCGCGACGAAGCCCUGCGUAGGUAUCGCCUAAUGGCCCCCUGGAUCAUAGGCAGUUGUAGGCGU